Pistacia vera is the source of this 2499-nucleotide messenger RNA. Its product is annotated as beta-amylase 1, chloroplastic-like. Gene Ontology annotation, biological process: polysaccharide catabolic process. Gene Ontology annotation, molecular function: beta-amylase activity. The transcript is spliced from 4 exons. Lineage: Eukaryota; Viridiplantae; Streptophyta; Magnoliopsida; Sapindales; Anacardiaceae. The coding region runs from base 576 to 2222 and encodes 548 amino acids. The record is from RefSeq and is a predicted model, not a curated record.
UUUUACAUUAAUUCAUUACUUCUUUAAUUCUAAUUAAAUGUUAAAUUAUCCUGCUAUGCUCCCAAUAUUUUUCAUAUGAGCAAUUUGAUGAUUGACACAAAAAUUGGAAACCGUCAUUGAGAGAUAGCGAGAGCGACGGUUUUUGAUUUCAUGGGAAAUUACUUUGAUCUUUGAAAGCUACUUCCUUUCGUCACAUCUCUCUAUAGUGUAUAUGUUUUUAUGAAUAUAAUGCUUAAUGCCUAAGCUAACGCAACGUAGUUAUAUUACAUGAAGUAACUGAAUUCAGAACUUGUGCAAUUCGAAGAGUACACGUAGGCAACCAAGAAAAUGUCGGUACUGUAAUCCAUUUUCCUUCCCACAACAAAAUUGUGAUUGUGGUUUACUCGUCCCUGUCGAGUGUCGAGUACAUAGGCCUUCCUCUCAAUGCGAAAUAAUUCAUUCGAUUCCGUUAACGAACUCACACGUAAACGCGCACGCAAUCUCGCUCUCACUCGCUCAGUGUCUCUCUCUCUUUGCAGAAAGAAGUAUUGAAUUUGAAAACCUAACCCUAAGCUCAAAGAAAAUCUUUUAAAGAAAUGGCGAUCGCUACGUUCUCCCCUUCUUUCUAUUGUUCUCGCACCGAGUCAGGUCGACUGACUCGCUUCUCUUUAGUUCAUUCUCACAAACUGCCGAGCCGAGUCCGCAUCGUCUCCCGUCUGAACUCAUCCAAUAACUCGGUCUCUCCGGCCGACCACAACAGCAACAACAACGACAGUGGCGACAGCAAUAGCGAAGAAUACGAACACCAUCACAGAGCCUUUUUGCGGAGUCGUCGGAAGGGGUCUCCGGUGUUCGUGAAGCUUCCGGAAGAUACGACGUGGGCAGGAGGAAUAUUGAAACGAAAAAAGGCCGUUACGCAGUCUUUUAAGGCGCUGGCGGCGGCCGGCGUAGAGGGCGUGGUGAUGGAGGUUUAUUGGGGAGUGGUGGAGAAGGAUCGUCCGAGGAUUUAUGACUGGGGAGGUUAUCUUGACUUAGUUGAUUUGGCUAGCAAAUGUGGUUUGAAAAUUAGAGCUCUCUUUGCCUUUCAUGGCACUGGCCCUGGCGACCGUAAUUGGAUUUCUCUUCCCAAAUGGGUGCUUGAAGAGAUUGAUAAAGAUCCAGAUUUAGCAUAUACUGACAGAUUUGGAAGAAGAAGCAUGGAAUAUAUUUCCCUGGGAUGUGAUUCUCUACCUGUUCUGCAGGGGCGAUCACCAAUCCAAGCUUAUACAGAUUUGAUGAGGAACUUUAGAGACACCUUCAGACCUUUUCUUGGUGUUAUUAUCACGGGAAUUCAAGUUGGCAUGGGUCCUGCUGGUGAACUAAGAUAUCCUUUGUCCCCUUCUCAGAAGCUAACACGCAGUUGGCGGACAUGUGAACUUGGAGAGUUUCAGUGCUAUGAUAAGUAUAUGCUUGCUUCUCUGAAUGCUUGUGCUCGAGGGAUUGGGAGGCGUGAAUGGGGAGAUGGAGGUCCUAUUGGUGCUGGCAAUCUGAUGCAAGAUCCUGAGAAAACUGAGUUUUUCAGAAGCCGUGACGGUUCUUGGAAUACAGAAUAUGGGAAUUUUUUCCUUGAGUGGUACUCAGGCAUGCUGCUUCUUCAUGGAGAAAGGUUAUGUAGGGAAGCCACAACCAUUUUUCGAGGUGCUAGAGUUGAUACAUCAGCAAAAGUUGGUGGAAUCCACUGGCAUUAUUGUACACAAUCUCAUCCCUCUGAGCUAACAGCUGGCUAUUACAAUACUUCAACCAGAGACGGAUACAUGCCAAUUGCUCGCAUGUUUGCUAGGUAUGGUUUUACCAUGUGUUGCUCGUGUUUUGAAAUGCGAGAUGUGUAUGAGAAACAUAUUAACCCUCACUCUAGCCCGGAGGGUUUUCUGAGGCAGCUCCUAUUGGCUGCAAGGAUCUGUGAGAUACCCCUUGAAGGUGAAAAUUUUGCAACUGAUUUAGACGAUGCAGCAUUUCAACAGAUGCUAAAGAUGUCAAAGUACUACUCAGAUGGUAUUCAAAAGCCAUCUUUCUCAUUUAACUUUGUGAGGAUGGAUAAAAGCAUGUUUGAGUACAAUAACUGGGUUCGUUUUACUCAUUUCGUGAGGCAAUUGUCUGAUGCCAGCAGUUUUCGAGCCAAGUUAGAUUUUAGAGGCGAUAUACGGCCAUCUUCCUCCGCCACAUCAGAUGCCACGAAAGUUGGAGUAGCUUUUGCAUAUGGUUAAUGGAGGAACAUACCAUUGAUUUGCUGUGUAUACCCUAUACAUGAUUCGAUGAUCUCGUAUCUAUUGUUUUGAAAUGUGUGGAAAUGCUGCCUCAUUGUUCUUUUCCCAUGUUCCAAGCCUUCUUUAGGGACAGUUUUAAAAGUGUAUGAUGAUAAAUUGCCUUCCUCUUAUUUUUUCAAAUGGUUGGCUCCCUUAUCUUGUACGUAUUUUCCACUUCAACCGUGGAGCACGAUGUCUUCUGUUUCAACUAAUACAUAAUUGUUGAUCCCUUUUUCAA